Neoarthrinium moseri is the source of this 1074-nucleotide messenger RNA. RefSeq lists its product as uncharacterized. Gene Ontology annotation, molecular function: oxidoreductase activity. NCBI's taxonomy places the organism in Eukaryota, Fungi, Ascomycota, Sordariomycetes, Amphisphaeriales, Apiosporaceae. The record is from RefSeq and is a predicted model, not a curated record. The transcript has 3 exons. The coding region runs from base 1 to 1074 and encodes 357 amino acids.
AUGUUUCAAUCACUUCAAUACGCGUCUGUCUUCCUUGCAUUUUCAAGCUUCGCGGUCGCUGCAGAGACCGGCAGAAGAGCCAAGUGUACAGUGAAGGUUGUACGCAAGCCAUGGGACAUGCUCACAUCAAAAGAGAGGUCCGCCUAUAUCGAUGCUGAACUAUGUUUGAUGGCAGCACCCAGUCAGCUCAACAUCCCGGGUACCGAGACCCGGUGGGAUGACCUGCACUGGAACCACAUAGUUCAGGCCAACUUCAUUCACGACGUUGGCCAGUUCCUUCCUUGGCACCGUUACUACAUUGCUAUUCACGGCGACCUCCUGAGGAAUGAGUGUGGUUACACUGGACCUCUACCAUACUGGGAUGAGACAGCAGAUUCCGCACUUCCAUCUUCGGAAAGCGCUUCGAUCUUCCAACCCGAUGCAUUCGGUGGUAACGGUGUGGGUUCUGGCCCGCAAAAGUACAUUGCAGAUGGCCCAUUUGCGAAUAGCACCUUGCACCUCAAGCGCCUCGGCGUUGCUCCUGCGGACUACAAGAUUUAUCGGGAUCUCAACGCCAGGACGCUCAUCGGUGGAGCCCAGGCCACAAUUGACGCAUGCUUCCAAAUUAGCACUUACACUGCAGCUUGGGAAUGUUGGGCCGGCUUGCCUCACAGUUCUGGCCAUGGGGCCACUGGAGGUCUGAUGGUCGACGUUGUGUUAAGUCCUGGAGACCCUGUCUUCUACUUACACCACGGCUGGCUUGACGCUAUGUGGUGGAAAUGGCAGUCCCUUGACCUUCCAAACAGACUUAAAGACAUGGGAGGCCGUAAUAUCCCUCGGGAGAGCUACGUUGGUAAUAUCGGUCUCCCUCUGCCUGGACCUGAGUGGACCAACCAUGAUGGCGACGACGGCAGCGUAACGACACUGAACCACGUUUUGUAUAUGUCCGACAUGUAUCCUAACGUGACCGUCGCUGACGUGAUGGACGUCAGGGGUGAUGUGGUUUGCGCCGAAUACUUUUAUAACGACAGCUUCACCUUCACCAUGAGUAGAAUCGUGGACGGAAUCAUCGUAUUUGAUACAAUAAUCAGCUAG